Eutrema salsugineum is the source of this 1314-nucleotide messenger RNA. RefSeq lists its product as uncharacterized. Gene Ontology annotation, cellular component: SAGA complex. Lineage: Eukaryota; Viridiplantae; Streptophyta; Magnoliopsida; Brassicales; Brassicaceae. Gene Ontology annotation, biological process: regulation of transcription by RNA polymerase II. The coding region runs from base 139 to 1080 and encodes 313 amino acids. The record is from RefSeq and is a predicted model, not a curated record. The transcript has 2 exons. Gene Ontology annotation, molecular function: transcription coactivator activity.
CCCAAAAUUCCUCUUCCUGUUUUUUUUUUUCCCCAGUCGAAGUCGCGAUUAAAAUCGAAUCAUUACUGUUCAAUUCAAGCUCGAUUCGAUUCUUUGUUUUCUGCUCUCUUGUUCUCAAGGGACAUUCGAGGGACCCAAAUGCCAACGGGUCAGCAUCAUAUCGUUAGAACAGACAUUUUGGAGUUAAAAUCUCAGAUAGAGAAGAAGAUAGGUCGGGCCAAAACUGAGAGCUAUCUUAACCUAUUAUCAAGAUUCCUGAGCUUGAAAAUCAGCAAAUCUGAUUUCGAUAAACUAAUCAUUGCGACGGUGAAGAAGGAGAAUAUCAGUCUACACAACGCUUUGCUAAGAGGGAUAGUUAGGAAUGUAUGUCUCUCAAAGGCAUCUCCAUUGAUAAAGAAUGAAGACGUAGAGAAGAAGAAGAAGAAGCAACUGAACGGUGUUUUUCAGACAAAUCCUAGUUUCAAAUCUUUAUGCAAAGACCUUCCUAAAUCGCCUCGUAAAGGAAGGACUCAACGGAGGUUCAAGGAUUGUAAUGGAAGCAAAGGAAAGAGUCAAAUCACUGAGGUUGUGUCUUCUAGUUGUAAACGACAAUGGUCAUUGGAAGAUGGUGAAGAAGUUGACCAAUCGAGUCGAUGUUCGAGAAGUCAACCCGUUGAAGCUCCAUUUGGUGUUAAUCUUAGAGAUGUGAUCAAGAAAAGACAUCAUCAUCAUAUAGGGACAUGUUACUCCUCUGGUGAGCUUCCUGACUCGAUUUCCUUAAAGAAGAAACUCGAAGACGAUUUGGGAAUAAUGGAGGAAGGACUAGAGGUUUCCGUUGGGUUUGCUAACUCGUUGAACGCGGGACUCAAUGUCUUCUUGAAACGAUUAAUCAAACCGUGUCUAGAAUUUGCGGCUUCAAGGUCUAGUAGCCGAGGAGAAGCAUGUUCUUCAGCAUCUAUGGUAGAUUUUCAAGUAGCUAUGGAGUUAAACCCGUCGAUACUCGGGGAAGAUUGGUCUGCAAAGCUUGAGAAGAUCCGGUUAGACACACCUGAUUUUCCUGCAGAUUUUCAGACAAGACAAGCUAACCCUAUAACUAGAUAGAUCUGAUUUUUCAAUUGCAGAGUUUGUGUUGAACAUCAUCUUUAGGUUUUAUGUGUAUAUAUGUCUUGGUGCACUGAUUUUGUAAGCUUAGGUCUGAUUUGAUAAACAAAUUUAAUAGAAAUAAGGUAGUAAUUGUUACAGCCAAAAGCAUAAAAACACGAUAUAAAAUUGUUAAUGUUUUUCAGGGAUACAAGAAGCAGGAACAGACGGAAGAUACCAAAAAAAAAAAAAAAA